AGGAGCUAUCAGCAUCGUGCUGCUAAAUUAAAAAAGAAGAAAAGAAAGAAAGAAGAAAAGAAAGAAAGAAAGAAAGAAAGAAAGAAAGAAAGAGGAAAGAAAGAGAAAGAAAGAAGGAAGGAAGGAAGGAAGGAAGAGAGAGAGAAAGAAAGAAAGAAAGAAAGAGAAAGAAAGAAAGAAAGAAAGAAAGAAAGAAAGAAAGAAAGAAAGAAAGAAAGAAAGAAAGAAAGAAAGAAAGACUGCAAACCCUCCCCAAAUGAACUAAGACCGGCAAAUUUCUUUUCUGUUCUCUCUUCUCUCCCCUACUUCUGCCCUGUUUCUUCAGCAUUGCCUCUUCUGCAGUCAUCUCAACUUCAGUCACCAGCUGAGAUUUUUGGCCUGGGACAUCUCCUGUACCCCCACCUCAAGGAGAAACGAUGCUUCCAGGGCGAUACUUGCUCUCCUGUCUUUUCCAUCUCCUGAUGCUUUCCCUUCAGACUUCAGUGGCCCAGAAAGAACGAAAGAAAAUGGUACAUGUCUCUGAGGAUGAGAGCGGUGCCGUUGUGGUUCAGACAGCACCAGGCAAGGUGGUCACCCACCGUGGAGGCACCAUCAUCUUGCCUUGCCACUUCCACUAUGAUGUGUCAGCCCAUGACCCCGAUGAGAUCCGCUUGAAGUGGACUAAGAUGGUGGAGCCCAUGUCCCUUGAGGACGUCUUUGUAGCCAUGGGGAAGGAGCGCAGAGCCUUUGGGAACUACCGUGGCCGAACAACCCUGCAGGAGGAUGGGCCCAAUGACGCCUCCCUCAUCAUUUGGAAUGUCACUCUUCAGGAUUAUGGGCGCUACGAGUGUGAGGUGACCAACGAGCUGGAAGAUGAUGCUGGAAUGGUGAAGCUGGACUUGGAAGGGGUGAUCUUCCCCUACCACCCUCGCUUGGGGCGCUACACAUUGAAUUUCCAUGAAGCACAGAAGGCCUGUCUAGAGCAGGAUGGCAUUCUGGCGUCCUACGACCAGUUGCAUGAAGCCUGGCUGGAUGGACUGGAUUGGUGCAACGCUGGGUGGCUGGAAGAUGGUUCUGUCCAGUAUCCCAUCUCCAAGGCCCGGGAUGAAUGUGGACGAAAGGACACCCCAGUUGGUGUGAGGAACUACGGCUACCGGCACAAAGACCGUGAGCGUUACGAUGCCUUCUGUUUUACCUCAAAUCUGAACGGCAAAGUCUUCUUCCUCAAAACCUACCGCAAGCUCAGCUUCCCCGAAGCCGUCCUGGCCUGCAAGCAAAACGGAGGUACGGUGGCCAAAGUGGGCCAACUUUAUGCUGCCUGGAAGAUCCAGCUCCUGGACAAAUGCGAAGCUGGCUGGGUUGGGGACGGAAGUGUCCGCUACCCCAUCGUCAAUCCCCGGUCUCGCUGCGGGGGCCGGGAACCCGGCGUUCGCAACCUGGGCUUCCCUGACAAGAAAUACAAACUCUUUGGGGUCUAUUGCUACAAAGAGGCCGGCGGGGAGAAGUCCCCGAAAAAGGACAAGGAUGCUCCAGGGAGAUGGAAAGCUUUCCAUGUAUAAAGAGAAAUGUUGGAGCCAAGAGCUCACUGCCUCCGUUUUAUUUGCUGUUCAAGCUUCAGAGAUGAGAUUUGUCCCCAUCUCUUCUUGGGGGAAUUGUUAUUUGUGUCCCAAAAAAUUUUAAGAGGUUGGUUGCGUAGUCCUCAACCGAAAUGGAAGGACUUCCGCUUUCCCAGCAAUUCAGCUGGAUUGUCCAAAAUUUCUGGAAACCAUGGAAGAUCUGGCAUGUGUUGCAUUACUGCCUGGCUGGAGCUGACCCCGCUGAUCCUUGCCUGCUCAUCUGAAUCUUCUUCAGCAUCUUGGAAGAAGAAAAGUGUUGCUUUUAGCCUUUUGCAUUUGCUGCUACGUCACUGAUGAUGCUACUUGGGUGGGGUAGAGGGAGACCCCGGGUUACUUGGAGCAGAGUGGAUUGGGGAAGGGCCGCGUUUUGCAACUUGUUUGCCGUACCCUUAGCCAUGUUUUUGGAGUGACUGAGAAUUCUCUGGGGGUUUUUUUUGCACGAUCUGGAGGGCUGUGAUGUCCCAAAAAUGUGUUGAAAAAUCCAGAAAAUGAGGACCACUUUCUCCUCUUCAGCAACCUCCCUGACUGUUCUCAUCCUGAAGGCCUUGACUGGAGCAGAGAAGCCAGAGUCUCUCCUUUGCUCUCCUCCAAGUUUUCCGUUGUCUUGCUUUCUCAUGUCGCAACCAACUCCUGGUUGAAAGCCCUCCAGCCUGUCCUGUUUCUGGCCACAAAGCUGAAAUAUAGCAAACUUGAGCUGGAUCUCCCAUCAGCCAGUGGUUGUGGAACCGGACCAUAAAGAUUUGGUCCCCUCCAUCGGUAUGUUUGCUUUGCCUGCAUUAAUUCUGCAAGCCAUCCUGUACUCAGAUGAUGCUCUGUUCCUGGUGAAUAAAACCUGUG
Molecule: messenger RNA, 2432 nt
Organism: Crotalus tigris (Tiger rattlesnake)
Lineage: Eukaryota; Metazoa; Chordata; Lepidosauria; Squamata; Viperidae
Gene: HAPLN4
Product: hyaluronan and proteoglycan link protein 4
Exons: 5
Coding region: 417-1538 (373 amino acids)
Biological process (GO): cell adhesion
Molecular function (GO): hyaluronic acid binding
Source: RefSeq, a predicted model, not a curated record